GAAAGCAGCCGCUGAUGAAACUCUCCAGAGUGCGAGCAGCGGCAGCUCCUCCUGUUCCUCCUCCUGCUGGUUUUUAACCACCCAUCCGAGCUUCCUCCUCUCCAUGCCGGCGGAGGUCUCCGCGGGGCGGCCAUGGCGAAGAUCCGGGUGUCGUACGAGUACUCCGAGGCUGAGGACAAGAGCAUCCGGCUGGGUUUGUUCCUGAUCGCCUGCGGGAUCCUCAGCCUCUUCAUCCUGGGCUUCUGCUGGCUCAGCCCGACGCUGCAGAGCCUGCAGAGCAAACCGGCCAACUGCACGGUGGUGUCUGUGUUGCGUCCUGAGGAGAUGUUUGAGUGUGUUUUUACAUGCGGCACCGACUGUAAGGGGACCUCGCUCUAUCCCUGCCUGCAGAUCUUUGUCAACAACUCCGAGUCCAACUCAGUGGCGCUGCUCCACUUCGACGAACAGCAGCUGGUCCUCAACCCAAAGUGCUCCUAUGUGCCCCCCUGUGAGAGGGACAACCAGAAGAACAAAGACAACGUUCUGCUGUGGGAGGAUUACUUCACCAAAGAGGUCAGCAGCCAGUCCUUCACCUGCUUCUUCAACCAGCAGAGGAGGCCCGACGACGUGUUGUGGCAGCAUUCCAAUGACACCAGCGUCCUCCUGCACUGCGUCCUCUGGCCAAUGGUGUCCCUCCUUCUGGGCACACUUAUUGUGCUCCUGACGGUGUGCGCGCGCUCCCUGGCCGUGAGAGCAGAGGCGCUCCAGAAGAGGAAGUGUUCCUACGAGGUUUGCCAGGACUUGUCUAUCACCAGUUCAGACCGCCGCAGGAACAAGCCCGGGGACCUCCUAUCAACGAACUCUGACCCCGAGCUGUCAUCGCCAUCAAGGACCCUUCCUCUGUUUGCAGUGCCAGUGAGGCGAAGGGAUCGGGAACAUUAAGGCACAGAGGAAAUUUGAUUUCUUAACCACAGGCUUUGAAACGCCGAUGGGAGACGGAGAAAAGCAACGUCGCCAUGAAGGGUUGGUUUGAUCUCCAACAGGAUGAAGAUGAGGGUAAAUCCACUCUGAUGCCUGCAGAGUUCACCAGAAACACAGUAGAGCAACUUCAGCAGCUUCACAUUUACCUUCAGCCUGAUGAGCAGGAUCCUGAGCUGGUAGAAACCGUCGGCUGAUUAACCAUAUUCCUGGAAGCUGAAUCCACUUUGACUGAGUUCACAUUACAUCUAAAAUUAUAACCUCAUCCCAUCUAUCAGAACUUUUAUUUCUCUCAUUUGAUUUAUUUAGAAAACAUUUAUUUUGUUUGAUAAAA
Cyprinodon tularosa is the source of this 1291-nucleotide messenger RNA. RefSeq names its product calcium-activated potassium channel subunit beta-4-like. The coding region runs from base 133 to 921 and encodes 262 amino acids. Gene Ontology annotation, biological process: detection of calcium ion; potassium ion transport. NCBI's taxonomy places the organism in Eukaryota, Metazoa, Chordata, Actinopteri, Cyprinodontiformes, Cyprinodontidae. The transcript has 4 exons. Gene Ontology annotation, molecular function: calcium-activated potassium channel activity; potassium channel regulator activity. Gene Ontology annotation, cellular component: membrane; voltage-gated potassium channel complex. The record is from RefSeq and is a predicted model, not a curated record.